CAACCUUGGAAAUACAGGUGUUGAGUAUGUGGUCCCACACUGCCAUGCACGAAAGAGCGCCCGGACGUCUUUUCAGAAAUACUGUGGAUGGAAGCUUUUUUGAUUUCUAUGAACGGAGUUACAUAUUCGAUUAUCUCCAUUUCCACUAUUUGUAGGACGUUAGCGAUAAAACGUGUUCAGUGUAAAGUCUAAACGUAAUGCAGGUUUAUCACAAAAAGCAUCUUUCACAAUCGUGGAUACGGAACUUUAAGCAAGUCCAUUCGCUGACACGCCGGCUGCUGCGAUCAAAUAUAUGUCACUCCUAUUGCCUUAGCCAGUGACAACUCCAGUCAUGCCACGCGGUUCACCUACAAAUGAAACGGAAAUAGACCAAUAACUCGACCCAAGAAGAAAGCUUCGCACACCAUUCAACGUGCGUGUAGAGCCGCGCCGCCCGGCUGUCUCGUGUUGCCAAGUCUUCCUGCGGGACUCACAAACUCUUCGUGUCUGCUGUGUCCGUAUCCAGGUGUACUUCACAUCACGCAGGAAAGUUCCUAUUUGCUCGAUUUGAUGAGCAUUGAAAAAGGAACACAAUGCGCAAAAAGCGGGUGCCACUCACUCCGCAUUCCCCGACUAGGGGGCUGACGACAUCGUGGAGACAGAUGCCGAACGGUUGACUGCGUCGGGACACGGCUUUUGGAGUCGAGUGCAAUAAACUCUCCGUCAACCGUUUCCUCUAUGGAAGUUGGUUGUUGCAAGUGAACUGGCGACGAGUUCAGCACGUUUCUGCAGGAAAGGUGUUUUGGAAUCUUUUUCUGGAUGGCGGAAGUAAGCACACCACAGAAGAGCUCGGCGACAGCACCCGUUCCUUGUGCACGGUUACGCGUGGCGGACUGCGCCUGCGCUCGUCUCCUCUCGCAUAACGUGGUUCUGUGCAUGCUCGCGUUCCAACCCUGGGGGAUUGGUCUGCUCGAGCAUUCCUUCUUUGUGGCCUCGAGCUCCCCCGUGCACGUUUUCCUUUUUUCCCUUUCUGUGAGCUCGGAGGUUUUCGGAUCCUCGCGGGGGUUUCGACUUGCGUAUCAUAACACGUGCCCGGACUCUGGAUUCGGCGUUCCUUCGUUUCCCCCGGCGCCGGCGUCGGUCCCGCGGCAGAAGCUGCAUUCCUAGAGUGUGACACCUAAGGUUGUUGCGUGUCGCGCGUUUUUCCCCUGAAAAAAAUUUUAACCGUCCUUGCGGGAUCUGGAAUCAUGGUGCAGAUGUCGAGCCAAACUACCCGCGGGGUGGCGUCGGCCAAACGCUCCAAGCCCCAGUCGGUAGAAUCGCGUCGAUCAUUGCCGUCUGUGCGCGCCUCGCAAUUCGGUGACUUCGAGGGGAACCCUGCGCGCACGGAGGGUGGCGGCGCCUUUUUCCUUUCCAGCGAGAAGCGAUCGCUGCGCUCUCUCCAGAGCCUUUUCUGUUUUGUAGCGAUGGCAACGCUCUUUCUCAAUCUCUGCGCCGACGUCACUGCGACACCGGCACCACACCCACCACCGUCGCCGGCUUCAGUGCACCAGAAAACUUCCCUCAUGGACGCGAUGAAAAUGGAGUUGAUAAGCACAGUGACAGGUCGGCUGUCUCUGCGGUGGAGACGACAGUGGAUGCCGACGGUGGACGCACAUGCGAAUGAGCCUCUCGAGCUCCGGCUGUCUGUGCUGGAGACUCUGACGACGGAGCUGAACGAAGAUCUGAAUGCUGUGCUCGCGAACUUCCCAGAAGUCGCCAAAAGGAAGAGCAUGAUUUACUUCAUUUCGCAGUCUCGGGAGCUCUUCCUUUUCUGUUUCCGGAACCGCUUGGGUAUCACUGGCAAAAACAGCAUCGUUCCGGUGGGACCCUUCGCUUCGAUUGCUUUCGGCGAACCCGACCAACUGAUGGACGUCGACCGGUGGCCGGCCGUCGACGCCACACCCCUUGCAGAGGAAAAGGAGCAGGAACAGAAGAGUGCCGGCAAGAGACACGCCGAAGAAGAGGAAUCCCAGAAGACGCCUGCACCGGAGAACGUCCAGACCCCGGAGCAGCUUCCGAGAGCAGGCCCGGUCGAAACGGAGAGUGACGCCAACGUUGAGACGGAGAGUGACGCCAACGUUGAGACGGAGAGUGACGCAAACGUUGAGACGGAGAGCGACGCAGACGUUGAGACGGAGAGCGACGCAAACGUUGAGACGGAGAGCGACGCAAACGUUGAGACAGAGAGUGACGCAAACGUUGAGACGGAGAGCGACGCAAACGUUGAGACGGAGAGCGACGCAAACGUUGAGACGGAGAGCGACGCAAACGUUGAGACGGAGAAUGAUGCCGAAGACGGAAAUGACGCCACAGAUCAGACACAAGGCGGAAUGCAGGCGAACUUGGAACUGGUGACAGACGGUGACGGAGAGAAGGCGGCGGUAGAGUCGUUCGCAGAGGUUGCAGAAGCGUUAAAGGAGGCUGAGAAGGUAUUCGAGGAGUGGGAUAAGAGAGACACCGACGCGCAAAGCGCCGAUGCCGUUCAGCAGGAGGCGGAGAAAGUCCUGAAGGAAAUGGAUGCGGUACUGACGCAAGCGGAAGAGACGGGUACGGCGAACGCGGCGCAGGAGGUCGCAGAAAUGCUGCAGCAGACCGAAGUACCGGAGACACCCAAGGUGCCGCAGGAGACCAAAGCGGAAAAGGAGGCUGAGUCGACUGGCCUUGCAGAGGGGGAACCCCCGGUGACGGCGGAACUCCAGGAGGCGGACAAAGUCAUGCAGGAAGUUGAGGAAGUCCUGGGCAAAAUGAAGACUCUGGAGGUGGGAGACUUGGAAGAAUCUACGCAGGCGGCGGAGCUACAGGAUCGCAAGGACGAGGAGACAUCGCAAGGCGACGAGGAUGACGAAGAAGAAGAAGAUGACGACGACGGAGAGGCAGAUGAGGAAGACGGCGACGAGGAUGAAGAGGGAGCGCAGGAGGCGGAGUCCGCGUAAGAGCUUCUCCUUUCGAGGCGCACUGGGCAGCAUCCACUUCCGAAUGAUUCUUCACUUCCAGAGGGAGGGCUUUAUGAGAAAUGCCGAAAUCCCUGGGAUGUGAAAUACUUCCCCGAACGCACACAGACUGCAGUUGAUGGUCGUGAAACGAAGUUGGUGCGGGAACCUCUGGCAGGACAAAGAAGGCAUGAAGCUCGGUCUCAGCGGCGGUAGGACAGAAAAACCGUCCGCCCGAUGUGGCUGUACCCCAGCAAGCGCAAGGAGAGCGUCAAGACGCUGAAUGUUCAGAGCAAACGCGUCCGAAAGGUGGAAAGCAAGGACCUGUGGGGGUAGUGCUACCUUUCGUAGUGCCUGCCAGCACAGCACUCCCGUGGUGAACAAAAAAGCCAAAAACCGCGGAGCUCUAGUUGGACAGCAUACCCAUAUAGGGCCUUGUGGAAGGGGUUCGACGGCAUGCCUCGGGAGGACCUAUAAAUCUCUGCUGGAGGGCGGGGAAAAGUUUGUUCGACAGGGAAAUGGGAGCGGCUUGUGGCUUCAGUGCAGAUGACAGGCAACAGCUACUUCUCUGGCGCCUCCCCAAUACGAGCGAAAGCCUCUGCGAAGUUGAGACCGACUCGUUUUGAACUGGACCGGGGGAGGGGGGGAGUCAAUGAAAGCCACAAACGACGGGAACACGCGAUCUGGGUAGGCGGGCGCGGCCUUAAGCAAAUAUGUUAUUGCUGACGGAAAUGUGGGCAGGAAGCUAGCCGGGCAUCUUUCCGGCGUAUAAGUAAAUCUCAGAACAACGAACGAGGAAUGAGGGCAGCAAAAGAACUCGUUCGCGGUUGCAAACAAGAAGGUAUCGGUCGAGGUGGAAGGCCGCAUCUGUUCUUUGGAAUUUGCGAGCGGAAGAACCACUAUUUGGCUGCAACUUUCUUGCAGUUUUUCCAGAACUCACCCGCUGUGGCAGACAUAGCGGUGGACGGUCCAGAGCACUGCCCCUGUUCUCUGCAGGCAGAGGAGAAAACAACUGUGGGAGAAACGGCGGAUGAAAGCGUCGGUCAAACACACCCAGUGCCAGUGUGCAAGAGCAGCCGGCGGACACAAGCCAGUCUCUCGGGCAAUCUGCCUCUAUCGUUAGGCAGAUAAGACAGAGGGAUGUGUCGAAAAUACUUUGAUUUUGUUUAAAAUAUGUCGCAUUGUUUUUGGUUCUUCGGAAAGGCCGCAUUCCAAGAUGUGGACUGCAGUUGUCGAGGCCGCAGUUCGCACUUUGGUUUUUUGCCUCUGCGUCCCCUACCAUAUACGCAAAAGUCAUUUCCAUGUCGCCUGGAUUGUUCUAGAACACUUUGGCGCUUUGUUUCAUGCACUCAACAACCGUACCCUUCCGCAUCUGACGCUCUCACCCAUACUCGUGGCCCCCCUUUUUGAGGGGACUCUGAUCUUGGCGAUACCGGCUAACGGAGAGUGGCUUGCACUUUGUUGUCAACAGCGGAAAGGCGAAAGCAGUUGUAGUAUUUGUGUGCACUUUUGUCUUCGCGCGUGCUGACUGGUGUGUACGAUGCUUUUCUGAAAUGAGAAAUGAGCGUUUUGCUUUCCGUAAACGAGUGCGAGUCGGUAUUUCCGUAACGCAGAUUCACAGGCAAUGGACAACCUGUUGCCGAUAGUUGUUCAGCGUCCCCGGAGUUAAAGCUUGAUCCUGGCCUCCAUUUCUGAUAUCACAUACGUGGCUUGCUUAGCGUCUAAUGUGGCUCUUCCUUUUCAGCAACCACGAACAAGUGCAGUGAACCCAACCAGUCGUGCAUUCCUGGUGGAAAGUGGUCUUACUAAACUGGUCCAGUCUUCUAUGCACGUAAGCAGUGUCACUUUUCGAACAGAGAGCGGAAGGUUACGGGUGUAUGAAACUUAACUGGGUUGGACAGUCCUUCCUUUCGCUCACAGUCAUGCGCCUCGUUCUGCGGCAAAAAGAGUGGAACAGCACGGUGAAUUCGCCCCUCCGGCAGCUAACGAACGAGAGUCUGUUUAGCCUAUCCACCAGCACAGUUCGUACGAUUCACGGGUGCAGUCGAGUUCCCUUUCGCGGUGGCGCGAAUCGUGAAACGCCAGCGCAUUCUCUCAGGAGCGCUGACCCCCGUCAUUGCUGCGCGGUGCAGGUCAAGCGGCACCUCCUAAUUCUGUCGCUCUCUCAAAAGCUUUUAAACCGAUGCACUCAUCUAGCUGUCACUGCGACCGCCUGAUUCCACACCCGUGCUUCAUCUACCCAUACGAGGUUCGGUUUCACUGUAGAUCGCCCGAUCAAAACAGACAAGCUACGACUGCUACGUCAUCGUUUCAAAGCAGA
Molecule: messenger RNA, 5271 nt
Organism: Toxoplasma gondii ME49
Lineage: Eukaryota; Apicomplexa; Conoidasida; Eucoccidiorida; Sarcocystidae
Exons: 2
Coding region: 1227-2954 (575 amino acids)
Source: RefSeq, a predicted model, not a curated record